Molecule: messenger RNA, 1068 nt
Organism: Paraglomus occultum
Lineage: Eukaryota; Fungi; Glomeromycota; Glomeromycetes; Paraglomerales; Paraglomeraceae
Source: the annotation of a GenBank genome assembly
AUGACAUCUACUCCAGUUUCACGAGGUAAACCAUUACCGUCUGGCGCUGGUCGCCUCAAGGUGCGAACCAACGCUCCAACACGCUUGGAAAUACCCUCUCCGGGGAACACGCUCACGUCCUCAACCUCUGCACCUUCUUCCCUCUCUCCUCUCAUUCUCCCUGCGCCAAACUCUUCGAGCUCAAGUUUGGAGGACGAGGCCACCAGUUUGAAGGCAGAGGAAUUUCAAGAUUUGGAAAGACUAGGCGAGGGUGCCGGUGGAACUGUUAUGAAAGUUUGUCAUAUUCCUACUGGAAAGAUCAUGGCUAAGAAGAAAAUCAACGUUGACCCUAACCAGCAUGUACAUCGUCAAAUUCUCCGCGAGCUCGAGUUUCUCGGCACAUGUCAUUCUCCGCAUAUCGUUACUUACUUUGGAGCACUUUUAGAAGAUGAGGGUUCGUCGGUUGGUAUUUGCAUGGAAUAUUGCGAGGGCGGUAGUCUGGAUGCCAUCUAUAAAUGUGUUAGCAGACGACAGGGAAGGAUUGGCGAGGCAGUACUUGGGAAAAUUGGCGAAGCGGUGUUGAACGGCUUGGUUUAUCUGCACAGUCACAAGAUUAUUCACAGAGACAUCAAACCAUCAAAUAUUUUGGUAACAAAGAAGGGUGUAAUCAAAAUCUGUGACUUUGGUGUCUCUGGGAAUUUGGUAGCGUCCUUAGCACAGACAUUCCUUGGCACUAGUUACUACAUGGCUCCCGAGCGUAUUCAAGGACGUCAAUACAGGGUCUCAGCUGAUGUAUGGUCACUAGGUUUAACCAUAAUGGAAGUUGCAGAGAACAAAUUCCCGUACCCAUCUGUGUUAGGUCCAAUCGAAUUGGUUGCACACAUAACGAAAAUGGAUCCACCUCAACUGAGUAACGAUUGUGAUUGGAGUCAGGACUUGAGAGACUUUUUGCGAGUUUGCUUGGAAAAGGAUGGAGAGAAGCGGCCGACGCCAAAGCAGAUGCUUGAUCAUCCUUUCAUUCAGAGGUCUGCAGCCAGACAAGUAAAUCUUGAGCGAUGGAUUCGACAAGUGUGGGAAUGGUCAGACUAG